AACAUUGUGACUUCUCAGAUUAUUUGGGAAGGCAUAUGGAUGAACUGUGUGGUGCAGAGCACCGGGCAGAUGCAGUGCAAGAUCUAUGACUCCAUGCUGGCUCUCCCUCAGGAUCUCCAGGCAGCCCGAGCCUUGCAGGUCAUCUCCAUAAUCUUGGGCCUCUUGGCCAUUUUGAUCUCCAUCAUGGGAGCCAAGUGCACCAACUGCAUUGAGGAUGAGGGGACCAAAGCUAAGGUCAUGAUUGUGUCAGGGGUUACGUUCAUCCUUGCAUCCCUCAUGCAGCUCAUCCCAGUGUCAUGGUCAGCUAACACCAUCAUCAGGGAUUUCUACAACCCCCUUGUGCCUGAAUCCAGCAAGAGAGAGAUGGGAUCUUCCUUGUUUAUCGGAUGGGCUGCAACAUCUCUUCUGCUCUUCGGAGGAGCAAUUCUGUGCUGCUCCUGCCCACCAAAGGAAACUAAAUAUCAGCCAUCCAAGAUGGCUUACUCAGCAGCCAGGUCUGCCGCUCCGAGUGGCUAUGACAGGAAGGACUACGUCUGAACUUCUUGAACGGUCUUGAGGUUUUUCCUUCUUCGUCCUGCUUUAGCUGCAUACUUUGUUUUGCAAAAAGAAAAGAAAAUUCAUUGGACACCGAAAAGAAAGUCUGCAGUGAUGGCACGGAAACCUAAUCUAUUAACACAAGUGAACUGGAUUCCAUUUGCGAACAGUGGCAGAUCAGGAAUUGGAUGGUAUGAACUGAAAGGUUAUGGCUUGAUCUCACGUGAUACCUAGAUAUAACUAUAGCACCUAGAAAAACACUUGGAGGAAAUCUGCAUGUGUUGCCAUCACAUUUAAAAGAAAACUGUAUAUAAAAAAAAGAUGCAGCUACGUAAACUAUAUAAAAUAUAAAAUUGAUUUUGAUUUCACUAGUUCAGGGGUUUGUGAGAAAAGUGCGAAUGUGUUUGUUUACUGAUAACGAAGCACUUUAUAUAAAUAGUAAUGAUCAUACAUAUUUAUAUUUUUCUUACAGCUGUUCAUGAAUCCAUUGUUAUGUUGUACUAACUGGUUCAGUAAAUGCCUAAAUAAGAUAUUUUGGUUUUUAAUGUUGGUGAUAUAUAUUUAUCAAUUAUUAAAACAAACCUCACUAAUGUAGAAAGUGUACCGUUCCUGUGUAUAGUAAAGAUUGUGCUUUUUUAUCAUGUAAUAUUGCUAACUGGAUUGUUAUCUAUCUGUUUCUUGGAUCUAGUCUGAAAGUGAUUAUUCUAUUCUGUAUGUUUAAUAAUUCUUUAUUUGAAUGAAACAGUUUCUUAUUGUUUAAAAUAUUUUCUUUUGUACCAAUACUGUAAAUAAACA
Polyodon spathula (Mississippi paddlefish) is the source of this 1329-nucleotide messenger RNA. Its product is annotated as claudin-3-like. Gene Ontology annotation, molecular function: structural molecule activity. The record is from RefSeq and is a predicted model, not a curated record. Gene Ontology annotation, cellular component: bicellular tight junction; plasma membrane. Lineage: Eukaryota; Metazoa; Chordata; Actinopteri; Acipenseriformes; Polyodontidae. The coding region runs from base 40 to 537 and encodes 165 amino acids. The transcript has a single exon. Gene Ontology annotation, biological process: cell adhesion; bicellular tight junction assembly.